AAGGCGUGUAGUGACAUCCGCUCCUUAUGUAAACAGUAAAGAUGGCGGCCUCCGGCGUGCGACGCGCUGUCCUCAGCCAGACUCUGAGCAGGAUCAGGUGUUCAGGAGGACACGUGACUCUACGGGGACGGUACACCGGAGACGGAACAACCACCAGCGCUGUGACAUCAGAGUCUCUGAAGGGGAAGCGCUCGGCAUGCUGGGUAAAAGUCAUCAAACAUGACCCCAUCGGGAGAAACUUCCUUAACUCCCUGGGGGGAGGAGGAGGAGGAGGAGGGGAGGGAGGAGGACGAGGAGCAGCAGGAGGUUGUCUGAUGGCGGUCGUCGCUUUCUCCCUGUUCAGCAGCGCUGAUGAAGACCAACGAGAUGAAGCUCAGAGGAAGGAGGACGAGAUGAUCCUGUUAUUGAAGAAGGCUAAGCUCAGUGUGUCACGGGGUCAGCUGGAGGUCGCCUCGGGCUUCCUCCACCAGGCCGUAGUCGUGGCUCAUCAGACUCACAACCACCAGGCCGUGAUCUACGCCUACAGUCUGAUGGCGAACCUGGCCUACGUCCAGGGUCAGCUGGACCACGCAGAGAAACUCUUCAAAGCAGCAAUGAGCUUCAUGUUGUCAGGAGGGAUGCCUCAGGAUGACAACGCUGUCAUCGAGAUGUCUCUGAAACUCACCACCAUCUACGCCGAACAGAACAAGGCGGAGCUCGCAGAGAUUGGUUUCAGGUUCUGUACAGAAUCUCUGGAGGCCAAACUGCAAAAACAUAAGGAAACUGCUGUAGAGGAUCUGACAGAGGAGCAGGAGGCCCUGAGGAAGGACACGCGUCUCCUGCUCGGUCUGUGUUUCGACUCUCGGGCUCGAUACAGAGCGUCAACGCUGCACCUGGAGCAGGCGGGACGAGACUACCAGAAGGCUCUGGACAUCUGCCUCCAGGAGCAGGGACACACCCACCCACAGACUCUGGUGCUGAUGAGCGACCUGGCCACCAUCCUGGACCUGCAGGGUCGCCACGACGACGCGCUGGCGCUGGUCCAGCGCGCCGUGGAUCUCAGCAGCGGGCACCCGGACCAACACGUGCUGCUGGGAAACAUGGCCGGCAUCCUGCUGCACAAAGGCCGGCUGGAGGACUCGGUGAGGUUCUACCUGCAGGCUCUGGGUCUAGCUCAGCAGGCCGGAGACCACGAGGCUGUGGAGAAGAUCCAGGAGGGACUGCAGGAGGUGAAGAAGAGGAGGAGCCAGGAGAGCAAGGAGGAAGAGGCAAAGGCUACAGAGCAGUGAUUGGUUCCCAGUGUGUCGGUGGACUGGAUGGGUUCUCCUGAGGAGGAGGUUCAUGCUCUGCAUCUAUUUUGUGUUUCAUACCAAUGUAUCUGUGUAAAAGUGUAAUAAAUAUGUUGUAAACAUCAA
Pungitius pungitius (ninespine stickleback) is the source of this 1394-nucleotide messenger RNA. RefSeq names its product tetratricopeptide repeat domain 19 (gene ttc19). Gene Ontology annotation, cellular component: mitochondrial inner membrane. Gene Ontology annotation, molecular function: protein binding. Gene Ontology annotation, biological process: mitochondrial respiratory chain complex III assembly. The transcript has 11 exons. The record is from RefSeq and is a predicted model, not a curated record. NCBI's taxonomy places the organism in Eukaryota, Metazoa, Chordata, Actinopteri, Perciformes, Gasterosteidae. Bases 42 to 1268 code for a protein of 408 amino acids.